AUGGCUGGUUUUCUGCAUAAAUUCGUGAAGAAACCUUCGGCACUGAGAAUCAUCUCAAGCUUCAACAGCUCUCAACCAUCAAGCCUGGCGGCUCCUUUUGUGCUUGAUCAAACCGAUCAUCGUGAAAGCAAACCUGAGUAUCUCUGUAAUUCACACCCUAUAUUGGCAUCUAUACGAGGAGAGAAACCAACCAAUGCGCAGCCCUCCUGGAUCUACCCUAGUUUCCCGUUCGGGUAUUGCUUAAGUCAUGUUUCACCGACAGUAUUCGAUACUGUGGUCUCUGAGGAUGCAGAGGACGUCGUGCCUGGUAACGAUCAUUCUGUUUGGGCUGAUAGUGUCAAGAAGAAGAGGAAGAGGAAGAUGAACAAGCACAAAUACAAGAAGUUAAGGAAGCGUUUGCGUCGAAAGACCUAG
This is a messenger RNA of Telopea speciosissima, 414 nucleotides long. RefSeq lists its product as uncharacterized. Gene Ontology annotation, biological process: mRNA processing. NCBI's taxonomy places the organism in Eukaryota, Viridiplantae, Streptophyta, Magnoliopsida, Proteales, Proteaceae. The record is from RefSeq and is a predicted model, not a curated record. Bases 1 to 414 code for a protein of 137 amino acids. The transcript has a single exon.